UUUCAAACAGGAACUUAUAGAACAGCAGCAAAAAUGGUCAAAGAGAGACACAUAGACCUAUUUUUAUAUGCGUCUGAUAAUCAAUCGUUUACUCGUCUAAAUAAUCUGAACACUUUAGUUCAAGACAUAUCCUUUUACUACUUGACAUAUAGCUCAAACCAUUUUGGCAUAAAUUUCUUUUUCAACUUUUUCAGAAGAAAAUUUCUAGUAGCUCUAAUGAUUAUUGUCUCAAUUAUAACGAUAUUAUGGAAAGUAUCCACUAGAGAUAGUUUUGUAAACUCGGUAUUUAACAUAUAUAGAAUCAAUUUCCAGUCUAGCAUAACAAGAUUAUCAAACCGCACCUCUGCUAGAAUGGUAUUUUCUUGCUGUUUAUUAUUCGCCUUUUUUGUCAAUGCUAAGUACAAUAGUUACUUGAGCAGCAGCUUUGCUUCGAGUGGAAGGGUGAAAUUAUUGGGAUCUGUCAAUCAGUUUCAGAUGUUCAAAAAUAAUAAACAAAACGAGGUGAAGAGAUUUUUGUAUUUUACUGGAUAUAAUAACUCUUUGGCGAGAACCUCCAAUAACAUGUGGCUGAUUAUGGAUCAUGACAACAUAAAUUCACAAGAUAUUCGCAAGUAUAUUGAAAAUAAUAUGUCGAUUUCUUACAUUCAAAUACAGCCCAACAACGAUCUUAGAAAAGUUGAAAAAUAUGAGAUAUCAACAGAGGAACAAAUGACCGGAAUCAAGUACAAAGUGGCUGCAAGAAGGGGAUUUCUUCUUACCGAAAACAUGAACUAUUGGAUUGAAGUUAUUCAUCAAAGUGGUUUAUUGGAAAAGUGGAAGUUUGAACAAGCCAUACCCUUGAAAAAAGUAGUAGUUGAGAAACCAUCUGCAAUAUUUACACACAACUUAAAAGUCGUUUAUCUACUGGGUGCUUUUUAUAUAUUGAAUGUGGGGUAUAUCAUUUCUGCAUUAGUAUUUAUUAUUGAAGUGUAUGCAUUUAAACAUUAAUUUAGCAAAAGUUAUUGUCAAUAGAAAAUUUGAUGUUGAAAUAACUGUAACAAAACAAAUCCUUAAGCUGCGCCUCUGGAGGGUUGCUGUGAGAUGCGUAUUGUCAACCACCAACACAUAUGGCCUCUCAGAGCCCGGUACCUACAUGGUCCAAUGCCCUAAUUUUGUAUGGUCCGAAUAUUUUGUUUAUAUUUUAAGGCUUUGCAGAUGUGAAUAGAACACACAGACAGUCGCUUUUGCUUGUAUUUAGUUAACGAUCGACCUUUGUAUGGUAAACACGAAAUACACAGCUCCAUCCCA
Molecule: messenger RNA, 1287 nt
Organism: Diabrotica virgifera virgifera (western corn rootworm)
Lineage: Eukaryota; Metazoa; Arthropoda; Insecta; Coleoptera; Chrysomelidae
Exons: 3
Coding region: 34-987 (317 amino acids)
Source: RefSeq, a predicted model, not a curated record